UAUAGUUUAUGGUCACGUUGUGCGAGGUGGUGUAGUGUCAUUGUGCGUGCUAGCGGUAGUGAUGUGGAACUUUUCAAUAGAGAAUAAAAUAUGACGGAAAUCAGACCGUUUACGAAUCUUUUAUUUCCUCUGGUCGUCACAAUUAUCUGUAUAAUAACGCAAUGCUUGGCCGCCCUGUCCGACAAACAAUUAUGUUACGACCCAGCUUGUUCGGAACCCAUUUCGUUAGCCAAAACAAUACUUGUUUACACAUCAAAUGAUCAUGAAAUAAUGUCAUUUGGUGUUAAUGUAGAUGUCAAGGUUUUUAGUAAAAGUGCUGGAAAAAGGACAGAUUUAUGGGGUGUCGAGAUAAAUGGCAAACGUGGAUUUGCACCCAAGCAAUUCCUAAAAGAAUAUAAAAUCCUGCAACCUAAAUUGCAACAUGAAGUGCCUGUUUAUAAGUUUAAUGAUGAAGUUCAGCCUGAGAAAUUUGAAUCAACAACAGAAAAAAUCCAUAAAUCACAUCCUUUGUUGAAAAAUAAGUUGCUCCCAAAUAAUGAUGAAGCAGCGCCAAGAUCAGUAAAAUCCACAGAUGAAAACAUUGUACAGGACUCACAAGCGAUUAAUGUAGAUAGCAUAUUCUCUCAUUAUGAAGUGAUAGAUGGUACUACAGUUUAUUUGGAUAAUGAACCAUCUAUACAACCUAAUUUUGUGGCUGAAGUUGCGCAUGCUACUGCAUUGCUAGAUGAACAAGCUUCAACUGAUUCUAAAAUAAAUUCUGAUUAUAAGGAAUCAUCUGAUACGAAUACAUUCUUCAAUAAGAAAUUACAGGCAGACGAAAAUGAUGCUAGUAGUAAACUUAAAGAUAUUGAACUUCUAGAUAUGCAUCAAGAGACAACUACUGAGAUACUGUUAGAGAGUUCAGAAGCAAUAAUCAAUUCAACUUUAGAUACAGAGAGCAAAGAUGACACUCUAAUACUUAAUGGAGGAAGUAAAUCUGAAGAUAAAUCAUCUAAAAAUUUGGAACAUGAAAAAUCAAAUAAAAUUGAGGUGGAUAGUAGUGCUGAAGAAAAUAUAGAAGAUAGUGAUGAGGAAAUAAAGGAAAGUGAAGGUAUAUUUGCCUCUUUUACAAAAACAUUUCAAAUUUUAUCUAGUUCACAAGAUAGUGCAACAACAGAGAGUACUAUUCAAAAUGAUAAUGACAUACCUGUUUCCAAAGUUGAGGAAGAUUUACAAUUAAAACAGGUUUCAGAAGAAGUUGAAAUUAGAGAUACUGUAACUGAGAACCAUGUUUCAACUAUUCAGACAGAAUUGGAUGCAAGCGUAGAUUCAAGUCUUAUAAAUAAAGAAAAGAUAGAAAUACAGCAAGAAAUUAUAUACGAGAAUACUGAGAGUGCAAAAGUUUUGAAUGGCAAGAUGAAGAAAGAAGAAGAAGAAGCAGCAUCUACUAUUCCUUUGGAAAACUCUACAUCUUUUAGUGACGUGCCUUCAUCCAAUAAUUUUGUACAUGAAGAUGCUUCUAAGCCUGCCAAAGAAUUGCCAACUUCAAUUGUAGUGGAUGAUAGUUCUACAACUUCUGUUAAAAAUGAUAUUAAUAGCCUUGACAAAAAUUUUCAAAAGGAAAUAAAUGAGAAAGAACAAGAUAGGUCUAAUCAAGAUAUAGUUGAUUCUGUUGAAGAAAACUCAACAAUCUCAUCUGAUUUGAAAGAAACUGCAAUCACAGAAAGCACUUCUAUUCAAAGCAGUAAUGACAUUGAACAAAAACCAUCAGAAAGUAAAAUACAUCUAGAAAAUACAAAGGAAGAUGUUAGUCACAAAGAAACAAUUGUCCAAGUUACAACUGAUUAUACAUUUUCAGAAACUAUUAACUUAUCACCUAUUAUGGAAACAACUGCUAAGGAAGAUAUAAAAGAACCAUUUUCUGAAAGCCAUACUGUUGCAGAAAAUAUAGACGAGGCAUUAAAUCAUAGUGCUGAUAUUUCAGUUACUGAAGAUUUUAUUGUAGAUAGCAAUGUAAAUAAAAAUGAUAAUUUAAUUAAUGAUGCUAGCUCGGACAAUGUUCCUAUAGAAACUAAUGAAUUUUCUAAUGGUGUAACACCUGGCAUUCUUGAUUCAGAGCAAUCUCUAGAUUCUAGUCAAAAAAACAUUCCAAAUCAAAUAACGAAUUUCAACCAAGUUCUGCAGAAUCAAGAUUUAUCGAAUGUUGGAGAAGAUUUGGAGCAUGAAAAAGAUGAGUUUGUCAGGUCUGUAAAAGAAGAAGAAACCUUACCUGAAUAUGAUGAUUACAUAAACAGUGAAAAUAAGGUUUUGUACGAAGAUGAAGAUAUUAAAGAGAAUAAUAAUUUAGAGAAAUCAGAAUCGAAAUCUAUAUCAGAUGAAAUAGAAGAUAAAGUAUGCUCACUUGAUGAUGAUUGCACCGAGACAACAACUGAGUUUCUGGAGCAAAAAGAAGAGUUGGAAACUGAAGAAGAUAAUUUAAUGGCCAUGAUAAAAUUGGAUCAUAAUUAUUGGAAAACAUUAAUGUUUCUAUGUGUAACAGCCAUUACAGUACUUGUAUUUACUCUUGGAUAUUAUUAUAUUGAGAAUAUAAAAAGAGAUAGAGAACUCAUAGCAAGAAUUAAUACACUUGAGAAAGAGCAGUCCGAUUUAACUUUCUACAUAGAAUCUAUCCAACAAAAGUUACUUUCCACACAAUAUGACUCAUUUCAUUCUGAAGACAUGGCUACAUCGCUAAAAGCUGAUUUAGCAGUGUCACAGAAUGAAAAAACAAGAUUGGAGGAACAGGUGACUGUGUUGGAGAAAGAUUUAGAAAAUGCAACGGAGGCUGGAUUAGAACUCGAGCGUAUGCUAAGAGAAGUUUUAUCGUCCAAUAAUGAAAUUAAUCCGCUAGCUCAAUCCGUGGAGGAUUUACAAGCACGAUUAGACGCUCAACAAACCGCAAACGAAUCCUUAACGAACGCGUUAAAUAUUAAAGCUCAAGAGAUUGAGACUUUAUCAGCAGAUUAUGCCUCUGCUCAGAAGAAAUGUGAGGAAUAUGAAGUAGAAUUUUCGCGAAUUCAAGACGAGCUGACCACUUUGAGAAAUGCUAAGAAUAAUAUAGAAGAAACAUUAACAGAUAAAGUACAUAAUUUAGAAGAACAAUUAGAUGAAUUGUUUAUCGAAAAAUCAUCAUUAUAUAAAGAGGUGAAGGGGAAAGAAAUAGAAGUUAAGGAAUUAAUGGAAAUCAUUGAUCAGAUCAAAUCAAAUAAUUUGGACUUGGAAAAAUUGUACGAUGUAUUUCACAUUAAAAUUGAUGCACUACAACUGCGUGAGGAGAGAGACGAAUUAAAGAUACGAUUAAGUGAUGUUGAAGGUGCUCAUCAGUUAUUAGAAGAACAUAUGAAACUUGUUAAGGAAGAGAUAACUGCAUUAAGUGAUCAAUGUAAAAUAGCUGAAAAAGAGAAGAAAGAAGCAGAAACACGGCUUGAAGUAUUAUCAAGGUUUUUCAAAGAAAAAGAAAUUGAACGCCAAAAGGAAGAAGCUAUGUGGCUACAGAAACAAGGGGAAGUUGUAUCGACGGUCGAAAGGAUACAUACAAUGCAAAAUGAAAUACAAAAUUAUAAGCAACAGAUAGAAAUCUUAAAACGAGAGAUUGUGGAUCAGGAGAGAGAAUAUAAAACUCAGAUAUCUGCUCUGGAAACGAAAGCACAUGAACAAUGGGUUGCUGCCCGUCAAAAUGAGCGCCGUUUGGAAGAAUCGAAAGCAGAGGCUGGUCAAUUACGUAAUCGUCUUACACUAGUAGAGAAAAAUUUAAAUCUAAACGAUGAUCCUGAAGUAAAGCUACAUCGCUUGGAAGCGAACGGGGAAACGGUGACUUCGCCGUCAUUAUUCCUAGGAGCAGAAUCGUCCAGUUCUCCAGUAAUGUUUAGCGGUUCCUCGGGCGUCCCUCCACCGCCGCCGCCUUCCUAUCUGCACUGCUUCCCGCCGUAUCUGCCACCCUUGCCGCCCACCACUUCCGGUCUACCUCCGUACGAUAUCAGUCAGCGUCCUCCGCCUCUCGGCGGUAGAUUAUCGUCACCUCCGCCGAUGCCGCCGCCGCCGUUGCCUCCACAGCUCACUUCCGGUGGCAGGUACGAGAACGCCGGUUCCCCGCCGCCACCGAUGUCUCCGCCGCAUUUACUUCCAGCGUUUAAUCAUCACAGAUCGCCACCGCCUCUUCCAUUCGGUGGCGAUCGCAUCCCACCUCUUCCUCCACCCGGCUUUCCUCCGCCUCAUGGAACGACGCAUCCUUGGGGGGAGGAUUCACUGCUGCCCCCACGCAAUUCUGGUUUUCAUCCCCAUCAACGAGAGCAACGUGCGCGCAAUCACAAAGGUUCCUUACAUUCAUCGGGAGAAUCACUAGAUAAAGCACAUCAUGGAAAAAUUUAAUUUUUGUACCUUGUUAUUCUGAAUACACUUGUACAAAGGCCAAAUCGAAUCACUGUAUCAGUGACAGUCUUAUUGUAUAACAAUUUCAAAUAAAUAUGUAACAAUAGCAUAAUUUUCUGUUAAUAUUAACAAGACAAA
Nylanderia fulva is the source of this 4524-nucleotide messenger RNA. RefSeq names its product transport and golgi organization 1 (gene Tango1). NCBI's taxonomy places the organism in Eukaryota, Metazoa, Arthropoda, Insecta, Hymenoptera, Formicidae. Gene Ontology annotation, biological process: protein secretion; vesicle cargo loading; endoplasmic reticulum to Golgi vesicle-mediated transport. Gene Ontology annotation, cellular component: endoplasmic reticulum membrane; endoplasmic reticulum exit site. Gene Ontology annotation, molecular function: protein binding. The record is from RefSeq and is a predicted model, not a curated record.